This is a messenger RNA of Fraxinus pennsylvanica, 1908 nucleotides long. NCBI's taxonomy places the organism in Eukaryota, Viridiplantae, Streptophyta, Magnoliopsida, Lamiales, Oleaceae. The record is from the annotation of a GenBank genome assembly.
AUGCAAGCAGUGCGAUGCCCCAGAAAUGGCUUCCGCUAUAACGGCACGUUGUGUGCGUGCGACCCUGGCUUCUUCUACAAUUUCAGCAGCAACAGCUGUGGGCUGUUGACGGAGUUGGGGCCGGCGGUGGAGCUGAACAGUGGUGUCGACUAUGAUUCUACUCUGGCAUUCCCUGAGACCAUAUUCUCCUUUGAUUCCAUCAAGAAGUUUACCCAGUCGCAGGCCGUUUUCUUAGAGGCCACCCUUGCUAUGCUUCUCUUCUGGCUCGGCACCUGCCUUAUCCUCCGCCUGUUUCCCCUUGGAACAGAUGGCCGCUCUCCCUGGUUCAAGAUCCGCUGGUGGAUUAGCCGUCUUGAUGUCUCAUUCGCAACUCGGCACUGGCUUGAGGACCAGAAGGAAGUGAAGAAGCGAAAAACAGAGCUUGGCGGGACUUUCUCAAUUGCUAGCUGGAUACUCUUUAUUGGUUUGUUUGCUGCGUUGCUCUACCAAAUCAUAUCGAAGAGGAGUGUUGAGGUUCAUAAUGUUAGAGCAACAAAUGCACCUGAUUUAGCGGCAUUCUUGAAUGACUUAGAAUUCAAUAUUACCACUAUUUCUAGUAUGAGCUGUGCACAAUUGCGCGGUCUUGGGACUUUAGUUACAGGGAAUCCAGGCUUCAUUGAUUACAGGGUCGCUCCUUUGUCUAACUUUGCUAACUAUUCUUGUCUGAACACCACCAAGGGGCCUACUAUUACGCUCAAGUGCAACAAAUGCCAGCUUACUCAAGACAUUUUGUAUGUCACGUGGCAGUUCAUUGAUGUUCCGAAUAAUCCAGCAACUGCUGUUGGCUUUCAGUUCAACCUUACUGCAAAGAGCCAUGCAGAUAAGAAGCAUUUGAGCUUUGUCAGUGGAACGCUAAAAAAUGCAAGCAACUUUGAAGACGUACCUGUUACCUUUAGAGGGGCCGUCCCAAAUAUACUGAAAUUCAAUUUAUUUCCUAGAAUAUUCCACAAUCUACGUGAUCUAAAACUUAUCCAACCUCUUUUUCACGACUUUCUCCCUGGUUCAUCUUUUAGUGACAUAAGUCAGCUUCAAACAUCGCUUGAAAACUCCAAUGAUGGACUUAUCAACACUACAUUGUAUGUCAAUUUCCUAUCUUCAUAUAUUGUUGAGAUUGACAAUCAAAAUAUUUUAGGACCGGUUAGCUUCCUUGCUGAUGUGGGGGGCCUUUAUUGCACUUGUAUUGGUAUUUUUUUCUACUUCUUGGUGCAAUGUGAGUAUAGAAUCAAGAGGCUUCGCAAUGAGGAUAGCGUAAUGCGGAAGAUCAGAAAUCGUCGGAAAGCUCAAGAACGUUGGGAGAAAUUGAGAAAAUAUGUGAUGUUUACAUGGGGAUCUAGCUCAUUGGAUGACAAAUACAGUACUGAGAAGAAUGUGGCAUGUUUCCCUGGUGUUGGGAUGGAAUCAUCCCACCCAGGCGGAUCUUCCCAGAAACGAAGACUGCAAAACAGGAUGGAUGAUAUUAGUUUUAGCAGGAAGAUUGCUGUGCCAGACAGUGUUCACACUCAAGAAGUUAAAUCUUGCUCAACUCAUCCUGCACCGAACCUGGAACAGAGGACAUCAUUUUCAAGAAACGAAUCAGAAGAUCUAGUCCUUGGAAACUUAAAAGAUGGAAAAGAUGAACGUAAUGUAGGUUCAUGCCAAGUAGAUUUCUGCUGGAACCAAGCAUCUCCAAUGGCUGAUGUUAACCUUCCACCACCUCCACCAUUAGAACUGAAGGCUUCUGAUGAAAUCAGUAUGGUUGAUCUUCAGAAUAACCUCCAAAAGAUGUAUGAAUAUAGUGUCAUACUGAGGGAAAAGUUAGUAGCUACCGAGUCAAUGAUUCGUGCUUCAGCUAAAAAAGAGGCACCUUCCACGACCCAAAGCCACGAGUAG